GCAGACAGUCCUCUUCAAUAGGUCUAAACAGUUUAUGAAUUUGUUGGUGCUGUCUGAAUGGCUCUUAUGUGAGCUCUCUGCCACCUGCUGGUGCGUCACUGACACUCUAGCCAAUCACGCUCAGGCGCCAGGAGAAACCUUCCUCUCGUGCGCUCCUGGAGAUUCCAGUGGUCUGGCAAUCAAUGACCAGGGCGACACGGGGAACCGACACGCAAAAAAUCCGGACGGCAACAGACGAUCGAGGACAAGCUGUGCAUUUCUGGAGAGGAACAACACGCUUUUAGUGGAUCUACCAAAAGAAAAAAAAAAAAAGGACUGACAAGAACAAGUUAUUUUCUCUGAGCAUCUUUACCUGUCAAUGAACUCUAGCUUGUAAGGUCCGGGACAGCAUGAACCUGACUGAUGCCCUGUGUCUCCAUGCCAACCAAAGUCUCAGGUCGAGGUAAACCUAAACCCUCCUGUCAGAAGGUAACCUCUCUGCCCCAAUCCAAACUCUACAGGAAUAUGCCCGGCUUGCACUAUGGACUCCAACAGCACCGAGUUGGGCCUUUACUCGCCAUCCAACAUCCUUGGAGUGGAAGUCUACCUGGCAUCCACUCCGUGGCCACUGCUCCAGAACACAAGCCUCAUCAACCUCAGUGCCGUAUUCAAGCUCAAUGGGAGUAAUUUCGAGGUUGAAGGUCAAUCCUAUGAUCCUCUGGGGGGUCACUCACUCUGGCAGGUCAUUCUCAUCGUUGUCUUUACAGGACUGCUCUCUCUUAUUACUAUUAUUGGCAAUAUCUUGGUCAUGGUGUCAUUUAAGGUAAACCGCCAGCUCAAAACGGUUAACAAUUACUUCCUACUUAGUUUAGCCGUGGCAGAUCUUAUCAUUGGGGUCAUCUCUAUGAACUUGUACACCACCUACAUUGUCAUGGGCCACUGGGCAAUGGGAAACUGGGCAUGUGACCUCUGGCUAGCAAUAGACUAUGUAGCCAGCAACGCAUCUGUCAUGAAUCUGCUGGUCAUUAGCUUUGACCGAUAUUUCUCCAUCACAAGGCCUCUGACAUACCGUGCCAAACGCACCACCAGGCGGGCAGGAGUGAUGAUUGGCCUGGCAUGGUUUGUGUCGCUCAUACUUUGGGCUCCUGCCAUCUUGUUUUGGCAGUAUUUUGUAGGAGAAAGAACUGUUCCACUGGAUAAAUGUUACAUUCAGUUUCUCUCCGAGCCUAUUAUUACAUUUUGCACCGCGGUGGCGGCUUUCUACCUGCCGGUGACGAUAAUGAGCGUUCUAUACUGGCGAAUAUACAAAGAGACAGAGAAUCGUUCUCGGGAACUUGCAGUAUUGCAAGGCUCAGUUGGAAGGUUCGGAGGUGUCGAGAGGCCGCACUUCCACCUCCACACCACUAGAAGCAGCAGCAAUUUCGAACUGGGCCAACCUGGCCACAAACAAAGCUCCGUUACUGGCCUGAGUGGCCGAUUCCACUGCUGGGGGUGGAAGUCAGGUGGGAGGGAUAAAGGUGGGCCACACCGGGAGGGAGAUCAAAGUAGCAGUGACAGCUGGAACAACAAUGAUGCUGGACUGUCAGCUGACCAUUCAGGCUCAUCUGACGAUGAUGAGAGUGCGCCGUCCACCACGCGGGCAAUCUUCUCUAUUGUUCUCAAUCUGCCUGGCAUGAGGGCAGCUGUAAACUCCCAGGUCACUUCUUGUGAGGAUUUGGACACAGAGGAAGAUCCAUUACGGCCCCCUGUGGUGAACGACGACAGGGAUGGCAGCAUCUCGCGCUCAGUCAGCAACGGGGAUAAGCGGUUUAUUGGAAGCAUUAGUAAAGUUCAUUCGAUGUCUGCUAUACAGUCGUCGACAGAGCCGAACGUAGAUGGCACCAGCACCGCCGUCAAAUCUCCCUCAGCACCCAUAACUUUCAGAGAGGCAGCUUUAGCUAAACGUUUCACAGCUCGCGCAAGGACGCAAAUCACCAAGCGGAAGCGCAUGUCGCUCAUAAAAGAAAAGAAAGCAGCGCAAACUCUAAGUGCCAUCCUUUUCGCUUUCAUUAUAACAUGGACGCCUUAUAACAUCAUGGUGCUAGUAAACACUUUCUGCAAUGGCUGCAUACCUGAGAACCUUUGGGCGCUAGGCUAUUGGCUAUGCUACGUUAACAGUACAGUAAAUCCUAUGUGCUAUGCCCUUUGCAACAAGACAUUUCGUAGCACUUUCAAGAUGAUCCUGCUAUGUCGCUGGGAUCAGAAAAAAAGCAAGCCAAGCUUUCCACAAAGACAGACUGUGAAGUUUCACAGGAGCAUACCGACAGACUCCACAUAGCAACUUGGCUAAUUUGCUAAUGCUAACAUGUAAAUUGCGAGGGGUAAUUCCUAAUUAGUAUCUGUACUAUAUACUGAAGCUUUAAUUUGUGAAUCUCAACGUGGACGUGUAGUUCAGUCACUUAUUAUCCCGGUUCACUAGAUUGUAACAUUUUAAGACACUGUGAUUUAGUGUAAAAAGAGCUUCAGUGAUACUGAAGCACAACUGAGCAAGUGCUGUGGCCAUCAGUACUUCCUGUGGAUGUUUUAUAUGCCUUACUAAAUCUGCAGUGGCAACUUGCAGGAGUUCUGCUGUGACAUUAUAAAGUACAUUAGAAGUGGAGACUGUAUAUUUUGAACCUUAGAGAGCUGAUCAGAUGUGAUACUCAAUUAAUUGUCUGAAAAUUUUGGGGUUGAAUAUUAAAUCUCAUUGUUGUCAGUCAACAGAAACUAAGAUUUUUAAAUUAGGUGAUGUAUAUCAAAGUAUUUACAGUGAAGAUAUUUCUUUUUGUAAGUGAAGUUUGCUGAUUUCUGUGAAAGCGUGCCUCACAGAGGUUCAGUAUCUUUGCUGUCUCUGUAAGUGUAAGUGUUCUUCUGCAAAAUGUGAGCCACAGUUGAACAGUUUAUAGGUUUUUCUCUCCUGUUGAGAUUUUUGGUUAUUCAUAAACAGCACUUCCGUAAGCUGCUCUUGUAUAAAGCGUGGUUGUUUACAUUUGUUUUGUUACAAGUAUUUUAAUAGCUGUUGUGUAGGUUUUUAGUGCACAUUGAACAUGUUUGGAAUGCCUUAUGUUUGGACUUUGAGAUUGUGCACUGAAUAAACUGGGCUAGCUGUGAAAUCAUUUAUGAAACCUAAAGAAUGUUUUUAACUGUUUAAUUGACUUUCAUAUUUUGACAUUAGUGUGUUGGAAUGUAAUUCCAUUUGCAACCAAACUGUUUGCUCUGUCACCAACAGAUUUGGAAAUUACAGUUUUUAACAUCAGCCAAAUUAGUUAGUGGCACUGUGGAGAAAAUAAGUUUAUUAAAUUUGCCCACUAACUACUGUAUAUCCAGGAGUGAACUUACAAUUCAUGCAUUGUCAUAUUACUGAAAUGUUAUGUCAUAUAAACAGUGUAAUUUCCAUCACAUCUCAAAUUAUGUUUUUAAUAACAUUAAUAGAGUUUAAUAACAUUCUGCAAUUGAAAUUGUAUGAACAUUUAUGGAAUGCAAUCUAUGGAAUCCUUUUUCAAGCUAAAGCUAAUUUCAUAGCAUUUUACAGUACGUAUCCUAAAAAUACACUAUUAAAUAAACUUUAUCACAAAAAUUAAAGCUUGAUUGGAAAUUACACAAAUUGUACACUUGCCAUUCAGUUCCAACCCUUUGGGUUUUCAGGAAAUAAUAAUCGCCUGAUUUGUAACUUACCCGCCAUUUGUAUUAGGAACAGUAUUUAAAAAAAAAUGUUUUUAUGUUUUACAUUGCAAAAGAGGCUGUCUGAUUUGUAAGGCCUUGUAAGAUCAAAGUUAAAAUUGAGCUUCUGUGCAUUGUGUUAUUUGUGGCUGUGUUCUUGUUUUGUUCCAGAUGGGCUGUGUACAAGUCAGAGUUUAAUGAUAGAGUUUAUGUCAGAUUUGUGAUAACUGUUGAAUGUUACAAAAAAUACAGCCCAGUACAAAAUGCAUUUUUAUCCUCAGAUUGUUUCUCAAAAUAAAUGUUCAAUUUUAAAAUGCA
Carassius gibelio (silver crucian carp) is the source of this 3975-nucleotide messenger RNA. Its product is annotated as muscarinic acetylcholine receptor M1. Gene Ontology annotation, cellular component: dendrite; plasma membrane; synapse. The coding region runs from base 521 to 2296 and encodes 591 amino acids. Gene Ontology annotation, molecular function: G protein-coupled serotonin receptor activity; G protein-coupled acetylcholine receptor activity. The transcript has 3 exons. NCBI's taxonomy places the organism in Eukaryota, Metazoa, Chordata, Actinopteri, Cypriniformes, Cyprinidae. Gene Ontology annotation, biological process: positive regulation of smooth muscle contraction; saliva secretion; regulation of vascular associated smooth muscle contraction. The record is from RefSeq and is a predicted model, not a curated record.